Molecule: messenger RNA, 1848 nt
Organism: Cicer arietinum (chickpea)
Lineage: Eukaryota; Viridiplantae; Streptophyta; Magnoliopsida; Fabales; Fabaceae
Source: RefSeq, a predicted model, not a curated record
AUGGGUCGUACUUGGAUGUACAAUAGGGUACAUGAAAAUAGACACGGAUUGAAAGAGGAGUAUGUUAGUGGUGUUAAAGAUUUUGUGAAGAGGGCUUUGAAACAACCGAUUUGUAUAUCUAAGGGAGGGAUAAGGUGUCCGUGUAUAAAAUGCAAGUGUAUGAAGAUAUCUGCAGCAACUACUGUUAGACUUCACUUGUACUGGGAUGGAUUUCAACCAGAUUAUUGGAUGUGGACUGAACAUGGAGAAGUGAAGCCAAUGGUUGAAACAAGGGGAGGUUCGACUAGUAAUAAGAUUAUGCAUCACGACGACCAAUUUAAUGCAAUCGAUGAAAUGGUGUUUGAUGCUUUUAGGCCUUAUCGAGAUGUCAUUGAUGUGAACACUAACAUGGGAAAUGACACAUUUGCUGAGGAUGAGUUACCUAACGAAGAUGCAAAACGAUUUUAUGAUAAGUUGAUAUCCACCAACAAGCCCAUCUACGAGGGGGCUACCCAAUCAAUGUUAUCAAUAUGUGUUCAACUUCUACCAAUUAGGCCUAAUUGGCAUGUUCCACAAAAAGGUAUAGAUGUUGUUACAAAAAUGCUUAAAAGUGUAUGUCCAUUGGAAACAUGCUUGCCCGAUAACUAUUACCAAGCAACACAAUUGGUGUCAAAGUUAGGGUUGAAGGUUGAGAAGAUUGACUGUUGUAAAAAAGGAUGUAUGUUAUAUUACAAGGAUGAUAACAAGUUAUCUGAGUGCAAAAUUUGUCAUUCUCCUAGGUUCAUUCCACGUAGGACUGGUAUGGGAAAAUACAAAGAUGUUCCAGCAAAAAGAAUAUUUUAUUUCCCUAUCAUUCCUAGAUUACAAAGAUUGUAUGCAUCAACUGAGUAUGCAGCUGAAAUGAGAUGGCAUCACGAGAAUAAAAAGAGUUCAAACGUCCUUCGCAUUCCGUCUAAUGGAAAAGCAUGGAAACAUUUUGACGAUGUUUAUUCUGACUUUGCUAGUGACCCCGGAAAUGUAAGGUUAGGCCUAUGUUCAGAUGGAUUUACUCCUUAUAUUCAAGCAUCUGCUUCUCCAUACUUCUGUUGGCUAGUUAUACUCACUCCAUACAAUCUUCCCCCUGAAAUGUGCAUGACCAAACCAAAGUUAUUUUUGACUUGUCUCAUACCUGGACCUUAUAAUCCCAAACAAAAUAUAGAUGUCUACUUGCAACCAUUAAUUGAUGAUUUGCAACGAUUGUGGUCCAACGGCAUUUUGACCUAUGAUAUAUCCACAAAACAAAACUUCAUCAUGAAAGCAUGCUUGAUGUGGACAAUUAAUGAUUUUCCCGCAUAUGGUAUGUUAUCUGGAUGGGGAACACAAGGUAAGUUGGCAUGUCCUCAUUGUAUGGAUGACACAAAAGCUUUCACUUUGAAAUAUGGCGGUAAGAAUUCUUGGUUUGAUUGUCAUCGUCGAUUCUUGAAAGCUAAUCACUCUUUCAAAAGAAGUUUUACAAAAAAUAGGGAUGAGAAAGACGGUCAACCUUACAUUUACACAGGGCAAGAGAUAUCGGAGGUGGUGAGUAAUUUUCCAAAAGUGACUGAAAUUGGUUGGAAAAAGAAAUUGAACGGGUAUGGAGUGGGUCAUAAUUGGAAAAAACGAAGUAAAACAAAGGAUAAUGGAAAGGCGAGAAAAGACUUGUCUUUAUUAUGCUUUCGCGGGGACUUGGAGAUGCAAGUAUUAUCUAACGGAAAGAUGGGUAAACCAAAGGCAAAUUACACAUUGACAUCAUCAGAUGCCAAGUUGGUUUGUAAAUGGCUUAAGGAAUUGAGAAUGCCUUAUGGCUAUGCUUCAAACCUUGCUAGGUGUGUCGAUGUUGAGAAGGGAUGA